AUGGCGCCGGCGAGGGGAGGGAAGAGGCCCAGGGAGGAGCACGACGAGACGGGGAAGUCGGUGGUCCUCCUGAGCAGCAGCAGCAGCAGCGAUGACGAGGAGGCGAACGUCGACCUAAGUGUGAGGAUCUUGGAGAAGGCGAGAAAGCGGGAGGAGGAGAGGUGUGCUACGAAGAGGACUGUGGAGGCGUCGGAGGGACGGCCGCAGGUCGUGAUAGACCUCGCCUCAUCGGACGAAAUGGAGGGCGUUCGCGAGAGGAGUAAUGGGGGGACGUGGGAGGCGUCGCUUGCGGCGACGGUGGUAGCGGAGGGGUCGAAUAAGAAGAAGAAGAAGAAGAAGCAGAAGAAGAAACGGAAGGGCGACUCCGUCGGGCUCGGAGGUGGCGCCGGAGGGGAGCAAGAAACCGUGAAAUUCUCAAUCCUUUCUCUCUUUUUUUUUUUCUCCUACAUGCAGAUAGAACAGUGGUGGAAAUUCCUGGCCGGGAUUGCUGUUACUGUAUCAUGAUUUAUGAUAUUUUUCGUAUGUCGACUUGGUUCUUAUUCAGAUUUCCAUUUGUUAUGUAUCCAUGCGAGAGAAAAAGCGCCAUCUGAUCGAGAAAACUGUUUUGUCUUCCAAUGUAGGCUGAGAUGCCAAUCGUCAGAAACGAAGACGAAUCAGCUGUUAACCAUUCCGCUGUCUCUGAGACGAAUGGGGACAUGUCGGACAAUAUUGUUUUCAGAAAGCUUCUUGUAAGCAGUAGUGAGCUUUCCCAGAUUUCUAUUGAAUCUUCGUUGAGUUGCUGUAUCCUGAUCAGGGUAUUCAUUCUGCCUGUUUCUAGCGUGGGCCGAGGUACUUUGAACCGGGCAGUACACAGUUGGAGACUUGCUAUAAUUGUGGCGAGGAAGGUCACACAGCUGCGUAUUGCAAGGCAGAGAAACGGAAGAAACCAUGCUUUGUCUGUGGUAUGUUUGGACACAAUGCUAAUAAAUGCAGUCAGGUAUAACAAUGCAUGUCUUCGCCCUUUUCUUCCUUUUUUUUUUUUAAUUUAUGAUUUUCAAACGCAUGACACUAUUGAAUUUGGGAGAUCUUAUCACAAAUCUUCUAGAAACUCACAAAAAAUGACAAUUUUAACGGGAAAUAAAUCGUGUGGAAGAGAUUUUUCUCUUAGCUGUCUGCAAGAUUGCUUUAAUAGACCAUCUUUUUCAAUAGCAAAACUUCACUUCCAAGAUUUCUGACUAUCAAUACUUUAUUUGUGAAGGUGAUUGGUCCUAUGUCCUAUGAACUCGUAGCUGUUGCUUUAUUGUAAUGGACGCUAGAUCAUUCAUAAUCAUUGAAAUUUCGUUUCUGUGGACGAGCCCAUUUUAUGUUGACUACUCUUUGGCUUGUUUGCUUCACUUUAUGUCUAUCAAAGCUUCCUUACAAGGACAUGAAUAUGAUGAUGACGAAAACUGUGGUAUCACCGCCUAGAAUUAAACUAGGAACUCAUCAAUUCUCUCUCCUCUCAUAUCUUUUGAUAUCCAGUUGAUCAUUGUACCGCUAAGGAUUGUGGUCAUCUGUGCAUAGUUUUAAAACAGGUGCAACAAGUUUGGAUUGUAGUGCACAAACCUUAAGAAUUCUGCUGCUAGGGUUGGUUGGUGAAUGUGAUGAAUCAGUAAGCUAGAGAAGGUUGCCUUGGCCUAUAUGCUUUAGUGAAUUCGAGUUUGUGAGUUUGGGAUACUUAUACACGACCUCUUUAUCACAUGCAACAUAAUGACUUGGAAAUUGCCAAUUCUCAUGAUGCUAGAAAUAUCACAUAGUAUGCCUCUGUCUAUGAACUGCUGUGUGCUCGUAUUUUAAGGUUUUGAUGAGCAUAUCCAGUUUAAGAUGCUUCUUGAAAAUUUGUCAACCAACCAUUUAGAAUGUUGCUGAAAUAAAUGUUCAAUUACAGCAGUAAGUCGCUUACUAUAUUAUCUACAGUGGGUGGCAGCACAUAAUACUUAACAUACGGCUCAUGUGAGUAGCUCAAUUUGAGAGCAGAUGUAUACAUCUAUACACAUCUUGUGGUGGUGGAGGAUCAGGGUUGAAGUGGCUGAAUGAAAUUUGAGAGAAACCCUUCAGGCUUGGAAUAACUCUUCAAUUACAGCACUAGGCAGCUUGCUACAUUAUCUAACCCUUCUGAAGUAGAAUAAGCGAACGUUUUCACCUCUGGUUGUUAGAUUUUCAGAAGUCUCGGCAACCCAUUUCUCUAAGUCUGGGCGUUGGGCGAGCACCUACAACUAACUGAUCAUAUAUAUAUAUAUAUAGAUAUAUGCACUGGCAACUGGCCAUAACUUUUUUGCUGUUAAGGAUAUGAACAUCUAUAAGAUAGAUUUGACCAAUUUUCUUCUCACUACUGUCAAUGUAGGCUAUACGAGAUCAUGACUAGGAAUCAUGACCACAUUUAUUUACAGAAAGCAUAAACUCCUUUUAAGUAUUUCUGUGCAAAGCUGACGACAGUCAAUUAUGUUCAGGGGCAGAGUUGCCGUAUUAGCUGUUUUAUCUAAUUGGAGUAGUCAAAUAUCUCCAAUUUGUUAAGUGUUGUAGCUUUUCUCUCGUUCUUGUAUGGCUUAUGGCCUUCAGCUUCUCGAGUUUUUCUCCUUUUCAGGGCCAAGAUUGUUUCAUCUGUAAACGAAGAGGACAUUUGGCUAAGGAUUGUCCAGAUAAACAGAAAAGAACAUACCAAGACACGAGGAUCUGCAUACGAUGUGGCAGCAUCGGACAUGACAUGUCCUCAUGCGGGAAUGAGUAUCCUUCUGAAGACCUAAAGGUAGACUUUGGAUCUCCUUUGAUGCAUUUCUAGCUUCCUUAGUAUAUACCCUUUUCUUCCUGCAGAAUGUCAUAUGAUGAUGUAUGUGGUCUAUUCAAGCAUGCAAACCUUCCUUAAGUUCCUACCAUUUUCUUUUUGCAGAAGAUUCAAUGCUAUGUUUGCAAAGGCUUCGGGCAUUUUUGCUGUGCCGAGUUCGCUGUUAACUCUCCAAGGAAGAUCUCAUGUUAUAACUGCGGUGAUUCUGGCCAUUCUGGCGUGGUAUGUCUGGUUAUCUCCUUCCGCCUCUCAUAAGAAACCCAGAGAUCUUAGAGACUCCUCGUCUUCUUAUGCAGGGAUGUGCAAAGCCUCGGGGAGAACCCACCAUCGAUGUGGCACCCAAACUGUGCUAUAUCUGCGGCGAGGAAGGGCACUUUGCACGGGGUUGCACCAGAAGAUCAUCGUCCAAGGUUUCCUUCCUUCCAAGCCAUGGAUCCCAUGAAAUAAUUUUCCAAUCUGCAUCCCAUUGAGAUCAUAUAAUCAUUCGACAUGUCGAAUCACGCAGUUUGACCGGCGACAGGGCGAGCCAGCAGCGUCAACUCCCAAGUCAACUGAGUACAGAAGAACCACACCCACACAUGCCAAGAAGAGGAAAGAAUUCUCAGGGUCCAGGUCUCUUCCCCGUGAUCUGGGAAAUUGGUCGAGGUCUUCGUCUCACAGUAAUGGCUUCAAGAAGAACCACCCAGUCGAAGGUGGGAGAAGCGGCGGCAGUGCGGGGAAGUCAAGGAGCAGGGGCGGCUGGAUAGUUGACGACCCAGGGGACUACAACUGGAGGUCUCGGUCAUCUCCCAGGUCAAAGCCUUGGAACUCUCCGUACUCGCCGAGGACGCCUGUGAGGAAGAGCUUCAAGCAUUAUGACAAUGCUGGGAGUUUGCGGCAGUACCAUGAAUACUGA
Spirodela intermedia is the source of this 3695-nucleotide messenger RNA. NCBI's taxonomy places the organism in Eukaryota, Viridiplantae, Streptophyta, Magnoliopsida, Alismatales, Araceae. The record is from the annotation of a GenBank genome assembly.